Sinocyclocheilus anshuiensis is the source of this 1745-nucleotide messenger RNA. RefSeq names its product cytochrome P450 2J3-like. The record is from RefSeq and is a predicted model, not a curated record. Gene Ontology annotation, molecular function: oxidoreductase activity, acting on paired donors, with incorporation or reduction of molecular oxygen, reduced flavin or flavoprotein as one donor, and incorporation of one atom of oxygen; iron ion binding; heme binding. The transcript is spliced from 9 exons. Lineage: Eukaryota; Metazoa; Chordata; Actinopteri; Cypriniformes; Cyprinidae. Gene Ontology annotation, biological process: xenobiotic metabolic process. Bases 38 to 1543 code for a protein of 501 amino acids. Gene Ontology annotation, cellular component: intracellular membrane-bounded organelle; cytoplasm.
GUUGCUUUUGUGUUUGUCUUGAAAUGAAUCUGUCAUCAUGUGGACGACUCUCAUGAAGUUAGAACUGACCACUGUAUGCCUGGUGGUCUUUCUAGGUUUGAUCUUUCUGGUUCUGUUUGAGGAUUUUAGGAUUAAUUCCUGCAGAGCUCAAACUCCACCUGGUCCCAGACCGCUGCCUUUUGUGGGAACCAUACCAUAUUUUUUAAAGAACCCAAUGGAGUUCCUAAGAUCAUUAUCUCAGUAUGGAGAGAUGGCCACUAUCUAUGUCGGAAGAAAGUCAGCAAUAUUCCUCAAUACAAUCGAACUUGCGAAGGAAGCCCUGGUCCAAAAUUCUUCAUCUUUUUCAGGAAGACCACCUGUACCACUUCUAAUCUGGAUGACUGAAGGAUAUGGUAUUGUAAUGGCCACAUUUGGUCACUCCUGGAGGCAGCAGAGACGGUUUGCUCUGCACACGCUCAGGAACUUUGGCCUGGGGAAAACAUCUGUGGAGGAACGUGUGACAGAGGAAAGCAGUUACCUGGUUCCUGAAAUGCUCAAAUUGGAAGGCAAGCCGUUCGAUCCCCAACAUGCCAUACAGAAUGCCGUAUCCAACAUUAUCUGUUCCGUUGUGUUUGGGGAUCGUUUCGACUAUGAUAACAAGUGCUUCGCAUACCUUCUGGAAAUUGUGAAGGAGAACAUUAUUCAGUCAGGGUCACUUACUGGACAGGUGUUUGACUUGCUUCCCAUCAUCAAACAUUUUCCAGGGCCACACCAGAAAAUUUACCAGAACGCAGAAGAGUUGAAAGCUUUCAUCAGGGAAGCAGUCAAAACACACAGAGAAACUCUGGAUCCAGACAGUCCACGGGACUUUAUUGAUGCCUACUUGCUAGAGAUCGAGAAACAAAAGUCCAACGAGGACUCCACAUUUCAUGAGGAUAACAUGGUAAUGUCAGUAUCUGACCUUUUCCUGGCUGGAACCGACACCACAGCGACCACCAUCAGAUGGGGCCUCAUCUUCUUGACUCAAAACCCAGAUGUACAAGAGCAAUGUCAUGAGGAGAUUGUUCGAGUACUGGGUUACGACCGUUUGCCCAGCAUUGAUGACCGUGACAAACUACCGUACACAUACGCCACUGUUCAUGAGAUUCAACGCUAUGGCAACAUUGUACCCUUUGGCGUUUUUCAUGAAACGACUCAGCCCACAAAACUAAGAGGAUUCGACAUUCCCAAGGGCACCACGGUAUUUACUAACUUAACAGCAAUUUUAAGUGAUAAGGAGCACUGGAAGUACCCAGACACUUUUAACCCAGAGAAUUUCUUAGAUGAUAAUGGACAUUUCUUCAGACCAGAGUCUUUCCUCCCUUUCUCCUUGGGUCCGAGGGUCUGUCUCGGUGAGACCCUAGCUAAGACGGAGCUCUUCCUCUUCACCACUUCUCUCUUACAGCGGAUUUGUUUCUCCUGGCCACCUGGUGCGAAGUGGCCAGACAUGAAUGGGAUUGUCAGUGUGGUCCGCUCUCCUGAGCCAUACGACAUCAUCUGCCACAGCCGAGGAUCCACAGAGUGACCAUCAGUAGUACACUUUCCAACAUUUACACCAAUUUCACUAGCUGUUUUAAAACAACUCAAUGUUAAUUGUUUUUGGGUUUUUUUGCCCAAAAUUAUAUUUUAGUUUAAUAGUUAUGGUUUUGAAAAAGUGACACAUGCUGUACUCAUUGUAAAAUAUAGACUCUGACAUCACAAGAAAUUACUUCAGUGCUGUAAUACCA